UCUGAUUGGUCAGAAUGUCAGCGGCAGGGAAGCGGGUUGAAUGUCUGAAGCUCUGUUUCCUGUCAGAGUCAAACUGCGACUUCUUCUAUUUAACGGUUUAACAACUCAUGCAACUCCUUCGAUUGAGAGCCCGGGGACGGCGUGAAGUACGAGACUCCUCUGAAAAAUCCUUAAUGAAGCGUAGCUCCAGAUUUAAACGCUGUUGUGGCGGAGCGAGCCGUGUUAGCAUAGCAGGGCUAACUCCCAUUGGGAAUCACAGAGAGUUAGCUGUUAGCUGUUAGCUUACUGCCAUCAGGAGUUCCAGCUGCAGCACCGAGAGAGAAACAAGCAUGAAUUUUCCUCCCACCAAGCGCCACCGAGGCUUAAAUCAUGAAGUAGCGACAGCGGCAGCCUUCGAUGACCCGUUUGGAGAUGACGAGGACUUCACCCAAGACGACUUGGAUGAAAUUGACAUCAUCGCCUCGCAGGCCUUUACCUCGGCUUCUGCUGGAACGGGGCUUGGGUCUAAACCAGAAAACAAACCGGCGGAGUCGGCCUGGCAGUCGUGCACAGGGCAGAGCAAACCUCUGAACAGAGCCACAACGAAGCACAGCAGAGAGAACACGUUUGGGUUCAGCAGCAGAGGGAAUGCUGGGAUACCAAGCAGAGAGCCUCUUGUCAACAGGCAGCAGCAGCAGUUUGGGUCGGACAGACAGGAAACCCAUAGUCAGCUCGAGGCCCAGCAUGCCGAGCUGAAGAGGAAGCUGAAGGAGGUUGAGGAUGAAAUAUUUUUGAAGAGUGGGGAGAUCCGUGUACUGCGGGAUUCUCUGAAAGCAGCUCAGCAGGAGAAGGAGACACAGAGACAGAACCAGAUGCUGCAGGAGGCUCACAGGCAGAAGGAGCAGAGUGACAGGGAGAAGGAGCUCAACAAGAAGGUUCAGUCUCUGCAGUGUGAGCUGCAGUUUAAAGAAGCUGAGAUCAAUGAGAUGAAGACCAAGCUGCACAGUUCAGACAGAAACAAGACGGCGUCUCCACUGACAAGAAACAGUCCUAAAGUUCUGAGCUCUCUAGCCCAGUUGCAUCAUGGGACCGGCAGCAGCUCCUCCUCUCCAGCAGGAAAUGGUUUCAUCACCAAGGAGACAUUUGGAGCCCAGCUCCCGACCAGAGUGACGCCAGUGAAAACACCUGUGAAAACAAGGAGAGACGGAGAGAGGACGCCGUCCAACAGCAGAUCUGGUGACAACAGACAUGAAGUUUCUCGCCCCGACCCCUUCUUGUCUGUCAGACCUGCUCAGCUGCAGCACCAAGGUGGCGUCCUGCUGGGGUUGUUACUGCAGCAUCCUCUGUCUCCCAGCAGCCUCAGCCUCUCUCACCUGCUUUCUAUGAGUCUGACAGACAUCAACCCCACAUCCAGCGGGCCGUCUGCAGGUUUUCUGCUCCACUCUGAUGCAGCAGCAGGUGUCAGCGGAGUCGGCACCACCAGAGCUGCUCUGAGUCCGGUCCAGACUCUGGCUGUAACUGGACUCAACAUGCUCAGUCAAAGCCGAACAGCAGCUGAAGGCAGCAGAAACCACAGGUCAUGUCCCGGUGCCGUCCUGCUCCUCCCUCUGCUCGACCUUCACCUGUCUCGACUCUGUCAGACUCUCGACUCGCUCCCUUCCAACUCGACUGGCGGCCGUGGUUCGGACGCUGCAGCUAGCAGCUCCCUCCCAGCAGGCCGUGCUGCUGCCACUGCUGGACUGGGACGACUUGAGGAGGCUGGUUUGUCCGGUUUCAGCGUGGAGGACACUGGUUUGGCUUCUCUGCGACUCCUCUACCUGCUGCUGGCCCACAGUGAUGAGGUGGUGGAGACUGUGUUCUCAAAAGAGAGACAGAGCAGAGUUACAGACGACGAGACAGAGGCAUCUGCUGCAGGCGCGGGUCUGUGCUCCCAGAAGGCCUUGCUUCAGUCAGUGUUGCGUCUGUGUGAAACGGGAGCUGGUGUUGGCGACAGCAGCAGCUCACUGAAGGAGGAGCUUGUCCUCAGCGCCAUGAAGACACUGUGUGUCCUGAUUGAGAGGACGCCAAAGACGCACACUGACAGGUUGCAGUGUGUGUUACAGGUGGUGUGUGCGUGUUUGUCAGCAGACAGCAGGUUGUGGACGAUGACACAGUGCGUGUCCGUCCUCAUGACGAUGUCCGACCACCAGACACUGGCUCAGCAGCUCUGCUCUCAGCACGAUCCCUGUGUUUUCCUCAAGUUAUUCCUUUAUAUCAGAAUCAGACCAGACAACCAGGCAACACAUAGAGACUGGAUUUUGCUGGACCUGCAGGUGGUUCGUUUGUUGAGCAGACUUAUGACUCAGAGAUCUGAGAGCUGGAACACGAACCAGCACAGCAGCUGUCAAUGUGACACGGAGUUGGUUCAGACAGUCGUGAUUGUUUUCCAUCGUCAGUGGCUGGAUCUUCGUGGUUCUCGGGAGCCGACAGACUCAACAGGUCUGCCCUCAACCACGCCGCGUUGCUCCGCCCCCUCCCCCUCGUUGCCGUGGUGGCACAGCCCGGCGGUGUCUCUGCUCAGAGAGUGUUUGCUGCUGCUGCACUGGCUGCUGCUGCAUCACAGAAGCUUCUCAGAGAGCUGCAGGCCGCUGCUGCACAUGUACGACCAGGUGAUCCCUGCCGUGCGAGAGACGCUGAAGAAGAUCCCCGAGCUGAGCGAGAGCGAGG
Paralichthys olivaceus (Japanese flounder) is the source of this 2685-nucleotide messenger RNA. NCBI's taxonomy places the organism in Eukaryota, Metazoa, Chordata, Actinopteri, Pleuronectiformes, Paralichthyidae. The record is from RefSeq and is a predicted model, not a curated record.